UUAAAAAUUUUGUUUAUGCUGGAAAAUCAUUCAAUAAUCUUUAAAUCAUCACAGAAAAUUAAAAUAAAUUCAGAACCACCUGCUAAUUAAGCGACAAGCAUUACUCAAGUAACAAAAUAAACAUGGCUUCUUUCGGUAAAAGAAUAGAGGAUUACGAAGUCCACAGUUUGUUAGGUAAAGGUGGCUUUGCGUCCGUGUAUCGCGCUAGAUGCCUAAAAACCAACACAGAUGUUGCAAUUAAAAUGAUAGAUAAAAAGCUCAUGCAAGCGACUGGAAUGGUGCACCGCGUUAAGCAGGAAGUAUCAAUUCACUCCAGAUUGAAACACCCAUCUAUUUUAGAGUUAUAUGAAUGUUUCGAAGAUAUAAAUUAUGUAUAUUUGGUUUUGGAGCUCUGCCAUAAAGGAGAACUUCAAAAAUACGUAAAAGACAAGCAUCUUUCUGAAGCAGAGGUUAGUAGCAUCAUGCAACAAGUGGUGGAAGGAAUAAAAUAUCUUCACUCGUAUAAAAUCUUACAUAGGGAUUUAUCUCUAUCAAAUUUACUUUUAACAAGAGAUAUGCAAGUGAAAAUAGGAGACUUCGGAUUAGCUACCCAGCUAUCUAAACCUGAUGAAAAACAUUUAACCAUGUGUGGAACCCCUAAUUUUAUUUCCCCAGAAGUGGCUUCUCGAGGAUCGCAUGGACUAGAAGCCGACGUAUGGGGUUUAGGAUGUCUUUUAUACACCCUUUUAGUGGGUUCACCACCCUUCGACACGCCUGCUAUAAAGAGCACCCUUACAAAGGUCGUGAUGUCGAACUAUACUUUACCCAGCCAUUUAUCUCCCGAAGCAAAGGAUCUCAUAAAUUGCUUGUUGCAAAAGAACCCUAAGGAUCGCAUGAAGCUGGAGCAAAUAUUAGAACACCCUUUCAUCAAAAGAGGCCGGAUAAUGUCGUCUCAUUUAACCCACGACAGCGGGAUUCACACGAUGUCGAGUAAGAGGGACAGUACUUUCGGAGACAGUACGUCACUUCCUUACUAUCAAACCGGCUGCAGUUCAAAUCCCCGUUUAAGAAAAACCAGCAGCGAUUGCGCACCUUUGCCGAACAAUUACGGAACAACCCCUCAGUUUUGCCAAGAUAUGGAAAGACUGAGAGUUCACGAUUGCAGGCCAAAGGAGCAACAUUCGAGAUGCUGUUCGCAGAUAUCCAAUUGCUGUCACGAGGAAUUGAAAAGGUCUUGCUGUAGCGGAACUGAAGGCAGGGUAAGAAGUACCCACGAAUACUGCACGCCAGUCGAUCCGGGAGGGUACAGUUACAAUCAGCCAGUUCAUUCCCAUCACACGGACGUCCCCUUCAGUGAAUUAAACGAUAAUGUUGCCAAGCACCAGCACUCCGGAGGCCAUUGUAGGUCUCGCCACGAAUCGGACAAUUUCUGCAAACAGGAAAACUAUCCUCUAAGAUUUGAAGGCGCCAAAAAAUCACUGACGCCUCUGUGCUCGGAGCGUUUGUUGCCCACCAGGCAUCGGACCAAGAACGCUACCCUUAGCAUUCUCAAAGACGGCGAAGUGUGCAUCGAGUUUAUCAAGAAGAGGGGCAAUCCGAAGAGGGACUACGUUUGCGAGGUGAUGAGAAUAUCUCCGGACGGACUGAGGAUCCUCCUUUACGACAUUGAUGGUGGUAAGGGGGUUCCGUUGGAAGAUGAACCGGUGUCGUUGCCAGUGCAAGGGGCUGAUAAAAUUUACGGAUUGGAGAAUUUGCCGGAGAAGCACUGGAGGAAAUACACGUACGCUGUUAAAUUUGUGGACCUUGUGAGAGCGAAGACGCCUAAAGUGACUUAUUACACGGAUAAAGCGAAAUGCUUUUUAAUGGAAAACCUAACAGACUUUGAAGCCUGUUUUUAUGAUGGUGGUAAAGUAACUAAAUCGGCUACUGAUGGUAUCACAUUCAUUGACGCUUCAGGAAAUAAAUACAAUUUCAUUAAUCAAAAUGAAUGCUCUACAUUAAACAGUACGUUAGAUUUGAUGUGGAUUCACACUCAAGACGCAUUCGAUUAUUGUGUGUUGUUGGAGAAGACCCUGUCGACCUUACCUCGAUCUUCGUUUCCUGUUAUAAUCGGCCGGAAACCUUCGUUAUGCUCCCCGGGAUCAUUGGGAAAAGAGAAUCAACCGAGAGUUGUGCCUUCAUUCGCUUUAUCCUACAACGGUACAAACGUUGCAUCUACUUUUGGAAAUGCCUCAAAUGUUAAAGAGAAGAAGGUAAAUGUGCCCGGGGUAGGUACUGCUUUCCAGUUAUCCAAUGGAGAAAUACAAGUGAACUUCCCAGACGGAUCGAGAUUGUGGGUGGAUGGUAAACAUCAUAUACGUUUUCAAUACUCCGAUGGUCAUGUAUCAAAUUACACGGACAACGAAGUUAUUCCAAGGGUUAUUACGGAGAAACUGCAGCACAUGCCUAAAGUUUUAAGAUGUUUAAUUCCGACUUCGGUUACACAAAAAAUUGUUAAUUUAAGAUAAUGUUAGAUGAAAAAGUGUUCAUAAAAAAAUCGGUAAGCGCAUAAAUGACAAUAAAUUAUUUUUUUAAAGGUUACGAUACGCGUUACUGUUCUUCGUCGACUUCUAAAUUAAUGUGGCUUCCGAAUUUCCCGUACAGGUGCGACUUGAGGUCGCCCAUGUUCUCUUUAACGCCGUCGGCCUUCGAUUUCAAAUCUUUAAUUUCUUCUUCGAUCUUCGUUUUGGUUUCGUCCAAGCACUUCUCGGUUUUCUCCACGUUUUGAUAGAUAAAUACCUCGCCUACCAGGUAGGGAAUCUGCUCGUCGCUGUCCAUUAAUUCGAUUUCGUUGCAAGCGUCUUCAAUGUUCAUCAGGUCGUUCUCUUUGAAUUUGAUUUGGUCCUUGUAGUCUUCCAGCUUGGCGUUUAGCCGGGCGAAUUUGUUGAUUUUUUGUUGAUCCUCGUAGGUGAUGUGUACAUCUGAUUCGGGUUGAAACGUACCCUUACUCGAGGAAGUCAUUUUUUCUUUCGAUAAAUUGCAAAACAAAUCAAAAUGAAAAUUCUAAAAAUUAGGUUAGGUUGAGGUUGAG
Phyllotreta striolata is the source of this 3049-nucleotide messenger RNA. The record is from the annotation of a GenBank genome assembly. Lineage: Eukaryota; Metazoa; Arthropoda; Insecta; Coleoptera; Chrysomelidae.